Messenger RNA from Ceraceosorus bombacis, 290 nucleotides. Lineage: Eukaryota; Fungi; Basidiomycota; Exobasidiomycetes; Ceraceosorales; Ceraceosoraceae. The record is from the annotation of a GenBank genome assembly.
CCAUAAUGCCUGUCAAAACAUCCUCGCACUCACUACUACUACUGACGAAACACUCGUAUCUCCUGACUGCUGCUGAAUGCGCACACGCCAAAUUGCUCCAGCCACGCUUGACCGCAAUCUUUAUUUUCCAACACAUUCGCCAUUACGCCACGCAGCAUCGUCCAGUUUCACUGCCCCACGCUUCCCAACCAUCACAUUCAGGCGCGGCAUCGCAUCUUCAAAGCACAACUCAUCUCGCUCUCCAGCAAUCAAUAGCAGGCGACGCUCCAACAGAUUCUAGUCAGGUCAUC